This is a messenger RNA of Scaptodrosophila lebanonensis, 2098 nucleotides long. RefSeq lists its product as uncharacterized. The record is from RefSeq and is a predicted model, not a curated record. Bases 53 to 1852 code for a protein of 599 amino acids. NCBI's taxonomy places the organism in Eukaryota, Metazoa, Arthropoda, Insecta, Diptera, Drosophilidae. The transcript is spliced from 2 exons.
GUCGACCCCGACGACCUCGAACAAGUGCUGAACACUUGCACACAGAGCGGAAAUGCUGAAGCAUGCUUCCAAUGGAAGCGGUGCUCCGCCCGUGCCACUCAAUGGACAGCUGCUCCGCACCACUAGCAGCAGCAGCAACAGCAACAACAACAACAACAGCAGCAACAGUAACAGCAACGGAAACUGCAACGGCGGCAAUCCACCCUCAGCGACAGUUGCCGCUGCUGUAGCCGCAAAUGCAAACGCAACUGCAACAGUAACAGCGAACCCAACAACAGCAACAUCGGCAACAUCGACACCCACCCUUGCGACAGCGAAUGGGACGAAUGCGGCCGCUGCUUCUGCUGCCGCUGUGGCAACUACAGCACGCAACAUACACCUGCGUCCUCCCCAGCCGCUGAACAUAUCCGCAUUGAACGCAUCGCUGCUGCAAACAUCAAUGAACGGCUCCACCUGUGGCACGCUGCUCAAUGGCGGCGCACGCAUCUCCAAUGCUGGCAAUGCCUCCACUCUGCUCAACAUUGCGCCACCCAUUUCGAUGGUUACUCCGCUAACGCCCAUGAAGCCGCUGACGCCACUCACGCCGCUCACGCCACUGACCCCCAAUGGAAAUUGCAACAGCAGCAACAGCAAUCUGCAUCAUCAUACCUACACCAAUCAACACAUACUGGCCGCCAGCAACCUGAAUCACAACAACAACAACAACAGCCACCACCAGCUUCACCACCAGAGUAACCACAACAACCACAACAGUCACAGCAAUCUGCACAACUACAGUAAUUGCCACAACCUAACGGCCAACCUGAUGCAACAGCAGCAGCACCAGCAACAACAUCACCAGCAGGGACUGGGGCUACUUCACAGCAUCAACAAACCAGUUAAGCACGGACCUGGUCCGCGCGAGGCCCUGACCAGUCUGGGCCUCCUAUGUCUGGUUUCACUGCUGUUUGCUUUGUUGUCGUUGAUCUUUUUGCUGAAAAUAUCGCCAAACAGUCGUGAGGAUACGAUGACACGCAACGUGAAUAACGAGGACUAUAUAAUCGUGUACGACGUAACGCUGGCCUUGUGCGCCCUCUCGUUGUCGUUGAAUCUGUGCUGCCUGCUGGUGUGCGCCAUCCAAUUUCUUUUCGCAGUGAAGCUCGUGCGCUCCCCGAUGUUCGAUGGACGGGAUAAUAAGUACCUGGAGAAGUCUAGCGCCAGUCGCACCUGCGCCGUCAGUGGAUUCUUCAUAUCGAUACCCGUGUUUCUCACGGGCAUCAUACUGUACACCUUCAAUCAUUUCCACUCGACGCCGGCGAUCAUAACCAGCAUUCUGAUUGGUGUGGGGAUCGUCUUCUGUGGCGGCGCGAUGGUACAUAAUGUAUUUGUCUGGCAAAAGGAGAAGACAAUUAGCUAUCGCAGUGCUCCAUUGAAUGUCUCGGUUGUAUCUGGUGGACAGCUGCCAUCCAUGCAUUGUCAUCCAUUGGCCCAGGGGCCGCCACAGUCGUUGUCACCGCAUCAGGUCUUGCAGCUAUAUCCUCAAACAGUACAGGGACUGGCCGGCUCACAACACGCUAUUCUGCAGCCCACAUCAGUGACUCCCGUUUCGCCGAACCAUUCGCAUGGUAGUUUUAAUCCGUUGCUCUGUGUGGGCAACACAAGUGUUGCUGGUGGGCUUGGGGGCGGCGCCGUCAACUCAUCGUUCCUUAUCCGUCCAGCGACUGCCACUCCGCCCACACCCAAACCAGUAGCCAGUACCGGAAAUGGCGCCUGCAUGGUGGGUCGCGAAGCCAGUGGUUCGAUUAGCCCACCAAUGCUGGACAUGAGCAACAUCACGAACAUCUCUCUGCACGAGCUCUCCACCUUGGUCUAAGGCGUAAGAAGCAGGCCAGCCCAACUCAAACCAGACUUUAUUUCCGGCUUGUAAAUGUAUCGGGAUAAGUAGACAUAGAACGUAGCGUAAGAAAACCCUCUUGCCGCAUCGAAAACAUGGCUCAAUGCUGGCUAGAACUCGCAUUUAGCCGCAUCGAGCAAUGCUGUACAUAAGAAUGCCCAUGUAUGUUGUAUUAUUAACUUUUGUUUUUUUUUUAAGACAAUUAAAACAUAUUUAUUAAUCACA